UCUGUCUCUCUCCUCCCUCCCUCCCUCCCUCCCUCCCUCCCUCCCUCCCUCCCUCUCUCUUUAAAGUGGCAGGGUUAUCUUUCUCUUCCCCAGCUAGCCAUCAGAAUGGUCACACCUGCUCUCCGCCUCUCCCUCUCCACUCUAUUCCUCCUCCUUUCUCUCACUCAAAGGAUCUCUCACUCAUAGAUCACACUUCUAUCUAUCACUCUCCUUGUCUCUUUGUUCCUCGGUAGUUUUGUUCCUCGGUGGGCAUCUUUUGGUGCAUUGUCAACUGUUCAAGCAGGAUGUAUAACAACAGCGAAGAGAAUCCCAGGUGAUUUGAGGGGUAUAGCAAGAGAAUCAAAUGUCAUUUUACAGGGCCAUACAACUAAUGGUGAGUCCCUUCAUUGAAACAUCUUAUGUAUAUGCUGUGAAUACAUGUGAUGCUGUGAAUACAUGUGAUGCUGUGAAUACAUGUGAUGCUGUGUGAAUACAUGUGAUGCUGUGAAUACAUGUGAUGCUGUGAAUACAUGUAUAUGCUGGGAAUACAUGUGAUAAUGCUGUGAAUACAUGUGAUGCUGUGUGAAUACAUGUGAUGCUGUGAAUACAUGUGAUACUGUGAAUACAUGUAUAUGCUGUGAAUACAUGUGAUGCUGUGUGAAUACAUGUGAUGCUGUGAAUACAUGUGAUGCUGUGAAUACAUGUAUAUGCUGGGAAUACAUGUGAUGAUGCUGUGAAUACAUGUGAUGCUGUGAAUACAUGUGAUGCUGUGAAUACAUGUGAUACUGUGAAUACAUGUAUAUGCUGUGAAUACAUGUGAGUAUUCAAAACAAACAGAAUUAUACCGAAGAGGGUUAUGGCCAAUUCCAUUUCAAUUCUAACCAUAAAGUUAACCAAAAUUCGAAUUUGACAUUUUCCUAAUUGAAAAGCAUUGAAAAGAAUAAGAUUUCGGAAUGUCAGUGUACUUCCUGAAUUGACCUCAACACUUUAAUACUGAACAAACAAAGACAUGUAGUAAAAUGCUUCUAACUGGACAAGACAUACAUAGAUGGAUGAGGAGGUGGGAGAAAUGUUCAUUUUGACAGAAAAUAUCAAUGUGAAAUAGUACUGUCUGUGUGAACGAAUGAAAGAUAACAGUUUACAUUUGCAGUUUUCACUACAGUGCCACUUGACUAGACUGUGCGAGGUUUAUUGCCUUUCAAUUCUGUACGCGUCUGUUUUUUUUGUGCACUAAUAGUUCCCUACGCUGAAGUGUGUACAUCCAUUCCAGGGACAUCUGAGUGCAAGAUAUUGGCACUUCUCUAAGUAUUACCGUAGUCACCAGUACUUAUAUAUACAGGCCUUGAAAAAAUUGCAUAUACAUAAAUUACAGAUGACCCUAUAAGAAACAGUACAGGUACCUGCAUUAGCGUGACCUUUCACCUUUAACCCUGCUGUCAUGGAAGACGCGAUGUUGGUGCGUACGGACGGGAAUUCUCUGCUCAAGGCUGUGUUCCUGAGCCGACUGCGUCUGACACGCCUGCUGCUGGAGGGAGGUGCUUACAUCAACGAGAGCAACGAGCGCGGCGAGACGCCCCUGAUGGUGGCGUGCAGGACGCGCCACACGGACGCACAAAGCGUGCCCAAACACAAGAUGGUUCGGUAUCUGCUGGAGAGCGGAGCUGACCCAAAUAUCCAGGACAAGACCGGUAAGACGGCCCUGAUGCAUGCCUGUUUGGAACAGGCGGGGGCAGAGGUCCUCUCUCUACUGCUGGGGAGUGGAGCUGACCCCAGCCUGGACGACCACUCUGGCUUCUCAGCACUGGUCUAUGCCGUCAACGCAGGGGACAACGAGGCCCUGAGAGUCCUACUGGAUGCCUGCAAGGCCAAGGGCAAGGAGGUCAUCAUCAUCACCACGGACAAGCUGCCGUCAGGACGCCAGAUGACCAAGCAGUACCUGAACGUACCCCCGCCUCCCGACCUGGAAGAGCGCCUGCAUUUCACCCCUGGCUCUGCUGCCUGCCUCAUGUCCCCCUCAGAGAUCCAGCUCCGCACCCCUCCACAGGGCACCUCAGCCACUGCCUCACCCCAGCCAGGGAGCCCCCUCCUGGGCCUCAGGGAGCACCACCACCAGGGUGGUGGAACAAACAUCUCUGGGUCUGCUGGUUCUGGUUCUUCUCAGCCGGGCUCCCCGACCAGGGACCCUAACUUGUUUCGAGGCCCCGGUCCAGGGGUGGUGAAGCUGUUCCAUCCCCAGCGGCUCCACUCUGAACCCUGGCUGCAGCAGAACAAGGCCUCCAGCCUGACCGAGGAGCUGCUGGACAUCACCCCAGAGGAAGAGCUCUCCUUCCGGGUCAACAGCCUGGUCUUCUCUGGGUCCGGAAGGGUGGGGCCCGGGGCACAUCCGAUCGUCGCCCGCCACCAAAGUAUCGACCCCAAGGAUGCCACGGGGCUGCUGGAGCAGGUGAUUGAGAGUGACGGAUGUGGCGGGGUAGGAGGAAGAGGAGGCCUUAGUAGGAAGAUGUCUUACGACAGUGCUGCAGCUUAUUCCCACCCAAACCUCCUGCACCGGGGGGACGGAGGAAGCUAUGGAGGCUACCCCUGUGGCACCCAUGAGCCUGUCCUCCCCGUAAACAAAACCUCUCCAGACUGUUGCCUUCCCAACCUGGCUGUGUCCAGCCUGAGGAAUGUGGUUCGCCGCCGCAACAUUGGCAUAGACCAUUACAGCUCUGACUCCCAGCUUCCCCAGUUUGGCAGCCACAGCAGCCAUCCAGAGAGUGGAGACUCCUCCAGGGGUGUUGUAGGGGGAACUGAGAAGCGUAAACUGGUCAGUAGUAGAUCCUCCACACUGUCGGGCUCCCGGGAGUCCCUGGAGAGUGCUGCCCAGAGAAGAGGUCCUGCAAACCUGGAGAGGAGAGGCUCGGGGGCCCUGCUCCUGGAUCACAUCUCCCACACCCGUCCGGGGUACCUGCCCCCUCUCAACCCCCACGCACCCAUACCUGACAUCGGGGUCAGCCCCACCUCAACCUGCCCCAGCCUGAGUGGAAGCACCAAGGCACUGAAUCUGAAUGGGGGUGUUGCAGGGCUGGGAUCAAAGCCUCUUGUCCCCUGUGCUCCUGCCACCCCCAGAGAUCUGAAGUCAAAGCAGACACUGCUGAGGAGACACUCCAUGCAGACAGAGCAGAUUAAACAGCUGUUCAACCUCCAGGAGAUAAUCCAUGCAGACAGAGCAGAUUAAACAGCUGUUCAACCUCCAGGAGAUAAUCCAUGCAGACAGAGCAGAUUAAACAGCUGUUCAACCUCCAGGAGAUAAUCCAUGCAGACAGAGCAGAUUAAACAGCCAUUCAACCUCCAGGAGAUAAUCCAUGCAGACAGAGAAGAUUAAACAGCUGUUCAACCUCCAGGAGAUAAUCCAUGCAGACAGAGCAGAUUAAACAGCUGUUCAACCUCCAGGAGAUAAUCCAUGCAGACAGAGCAGAUUAAACAGCCGUUCAACCUCCAGGAGAUAAUCCAUGCAGACAGAGCAUAUUAAACAGCUGUUCAACCUCCAGGAGACACUCGAUGCAGACAGAGCAGAUUAAACAGCUGUUCAACCUCCAGGAGACACUCCAUGCAGACAGAGCAGAUUAAACAGCUGUUCAACCUCCAGGAGACACUCCAUGCAGACAGAGCAGAUUAAACAGCUGUUCAACCUCCAGGAGACACUCCAUGCAGACAGUGAAGAUUAAACAGCUGUUCAACCUCCAGGAGAUAAUCCAUGCAGACAGAGCAGAUUAAACAGCCGUUCAACCUCCAGGAGAUAAUCCAUGCAGACAGAGCAGAUUAAACAGCUGUUCAACCUCCAGGAGAUAAUCCAUGCAGACAGAGCAGAUUAAACAGCUGUUCAACCUCCAGGAGAUAAUCCAUGCAGACAGAGCAGAUUAAACAGCUGUUCAACCUCCAGGAGACACUCCAUGCAGACAGUGCAGAUUAAACAGCUGUUCAACCUCCAGGAGAUAAUCCAUGCAGACAGAGCAGAUUAAACAGCCGUUCAACCUCCAGGAGAUAAUCCAUGCAGACAGAGCAGAUUAAACAGCUGUUCAACCUCCAGGAGAUAAUCCAUGCAGACAGAGCAGAUUAAACAGCUGUUCAACCUCCAGGAGCUCUUUCGGCCAAUAAGACGAACGAUGCUAGACUGAUCCCAGAUCUGUUUGUGCCGUCUUGGUCCUGUUACUCCUUGGCAAAACAGCACAAACAGUCCUGGGACCAAAAAAAGGUUGCAUUUUCUUUGUGUCUGGCUACUGUGUGCUUGGCUGACUGUGAUCGCUUCCUAUGUCAAGCAUUGUUGCUGCUGUGUGACCAUGGCAUUGUUGCUGCUGUGUGACCAUGGCAUUGUUGCUGCUGUGUGACCAUGACGUCGUGCUGCUGUGUGACCAUGGCAUUGUUGCUGCUGUGUGACCAUGGCAUUGUUGCUGCUGUGUGACCAUGACGUCGUGCUGCUGUGUGACCAUGACAUCAUGCUGCUGUGUGACCAUGACAUCAUGCUGCUGUGUGACCAUGGCGUCAUGCUGCUGUGUGACCAUGACAUCAUGCUGCUGUGUGACCAUGACAUCAUGCUGCUGUGUGACCAUGACGUCGUUAACAAAUAACUACCAGAAGAGUUCUUGCUCAUCCCAGCUUUUUCAAUGUGCUUAAUUACACUUAUUUUGCCAACCAGACUUGUCAUUCCAUCAAGCUCAUGAGGGAAUAACGAUUCAGAGGACCACCUAGCAUCAGGACCAUUGAGAACAUGCCAGGAUUAAUUAAUCGAUCGCUCUCCGUUUGAAGCCUGAGAUGCAGAAACUGCAUGGCACAACAGACAGAAAUGCUUUAAAAAAUAAAAAAUCUAUAGUUACAAUCGUAAUAUUAUUUUGGGACGAUAUCACAUCGAUUCUCUUUGCCUGGUAGCGUUAGCUUGCGCCAGUCGGCUGUGCCAACGCCAAAACUCUAUUUUUCAUCCCGUAGCUUUGUUCUCCAUUGUCUUAUUAAAUAGUGUUUAAAACAACGUGUUGUCAUCACUUUUAUUUCCAUGACGUCUCAUAAAGAAUUUCCCCAUGGCUCUCUGGUCUCUCUGCAGCAGAGUCGUGGAGGAUGGUGGGAGGAGCUAAAAGGUGGACAGGCUCAUUGUAAUGGCUGGAAUUAAAUCAAUGGUUUACAUAUGUUUGUGGUUGAUACCGUUCCAUUAAUUCCAUUCUAGUCAUAACAAUGAGCCCGUUCGUCUAUAGCUCCUCCCACCAGCUUUCUCUGCAACAGACAUAU
This is a messenger RNA of Oncorhynchus mykiss (rainbow trout), 5235 nucleotides long. The record is from RefSeq and is a predicted model, not a curated record. Lineage: Eukaryota; Metazoa; Chordata; Actinopteri; Salmoniformes; Salmonidae.